Messenger RNA from Menidia menidia (Atlantic silverside), 633 nucleotides. NCBI's taxonomy places the organism in Eukaryota, Metazoa, Chordata, Actinopteri, Atheriniformes, Atherinopsidae. The record is from the annotation of a GenBank genome assembly.
AUGUGUGACCGGGGGGACCGGGACCUCCCCCCCGGGGCCGGGCGGGGGGGCCCCAGCCCCCCCGGGGCCGGGCGGGGGGGCAGGUUUGUGGAGCUGGAGGCGGCCUGGAGGAUCCUCAGCGACCAAACGACCCGGAGGCAGUACGACCUGCAGAGGAGGGCUCAGGAGCUGAGGCAGGACGGGCCCGAGGACUCGGCCCAGGAGGUGGAGGAGGAGAGGCAGAGGGUCCAGCGGGAGGAGGAGGAAGAAGAGGAGGAGGAGGUAGAGGAAGAGGAGGAAGAGGCUGGGCGUCCUGGAGGCGUCCUGCCCCCCCGGGGCGGGGCGGGGGGGCAGGUUUGUGGAGCUGGAGGCGGCCUGGAGGAUCCUCAGCGACCAAACGACCCGGAGGCAGUACGACCUGCAGAGGAGGGCUGUCGCUGCGGGGGGAGAUUCAUCCUCCCGGAGGAGGAGGUGGAGGAGGAGAGGCAGAGGGUCCAGCGGGAGGAGGAGGAGGAGGAAGAGGAGGAGGAAGAGGAAGAGGAGGAGGAAGAGGAGGUUGGGCGGCCUGGAGGCGUCCUGGUGAGCUGCGAUACGUGUUCCCUCACCGUGUUUGUGCGCUGGCCAGAAGAUGGAAACACCUCAGAGGGGAAAUGA